Epithele typhae is the source of this 1140-nucleotide messenger RNA. RefSeq names its product longevity assurance proteins LAG1 LAC1. Gene Ontology annotation, biological process: ceramide biosynthetic process. Gene Ontology annotation, molecular function: sphingosine N-acyltransferase activity. The coding region runs from base 1 to 1140 and encodes 379 amino acids. Gene Ontology annotation, cellular component: membrane. The transcript is spliced from 13 exons. NCBI's taxonomy places the organism in Eukaryota, Fungi, Basidiomycota, Agaricomycetes, Polyporales, Epitheliaceae. The record is from RefSeq and is a predicted model, not a curated record.
AUGUCGCGACCCGUGAAGCGGAGGCCUCAGGCCAUCAACGCCUUGGAGGAGAUUGAAGAUGACCCCAGUCACCACAUCACUGGUCCCUUCAGACCGCAGACCCCUCUCGGCCAAGAGUCGGCGUCUCCUUCCCCAGCCCCCACCCCUUCUCACAAGGAUCCGGACAAACGAUUGCUCAUGGCUGUGGUACCAGUUACGUCACUCAAGAUCCUCCUGGUGGUUGUCUUGUGCUGGGUCAACUGGGAGCUCCUUACGCCAUACCUCGGCCACACCGUCUCAAACCCAUUCACACCCCUCAUCUUCGUGUCCUAUCGCGUGCCGUCCUCGACGGACGAUGACCACGAUACCAAAAAGGAUGUCGUCGUUUUCAAAAUCUUUCGCCCGUUUGCACGAUCGUUUGGCAUCAAGAAAACUGCCAAGCUGGACCGGUUUGGAGAGCAGGGGUACGCCAUGGUUUACUUCGGGAUCAUGGCUGCUUGGGGAAUACGCAUCAUGGGGCAAUUGCCCACUUGGUGGUAUUACACUGAGAACUUUUGGAUCGACUAUCCCCACUGGGAGAUGAAGCCGGAGCUGAAGCGCUACUAUCUGAUGCAAACCGCCAAUUGGUUGCACCAAACCAUCAUCCUUGCCUUGGGACUGGAGAAACCUCGCAAAGAUGUCUACGAACUCAUCGCCCAUCACAUUGUGACACUCUGGCUUGUCUGCUGGAGUUACCUCGUCAAUAUGACUUUCAUGGGGAGCGCCGUGUUUUUGAGCAUGGACCUUCCGGACUCGGCCUUCGCGUUCUCGAAGCUACUCAACUACCUGCAGAUGGAGAGGGCGAAGGCCGUCUCGUUCGUGAUCUUCUUCGGCAUCUGGAGCUAUUUCCGGCACUGGCUCAACUGGACCAUGCUCUACUCCAUCUGGUUCGAGUUCGACCUCAUCCCUGAGGCGUCGAAGCAAUGGCUCCCGGAGUCGGGGGCGUGGAUGGCGCCAUGGAUGAGAUACCAGAUGUUCCUGCCCCUUCUGCUCCUCCAGGGCCUCUGCCUGUUCUGGUAUGUACUGAUCUGCCGCGUCGCCGUCCGCGCCGUGAGCGGCCCCGCUGAAGGGUUCACAGACGACCGGUCAGACGACGAGGGCGACGGUGAAGGAGACGAGUAG